UUCACUUUUGUUUGGGCAACGCGGCAAACCAUGGGCUCGAAAUCAAUUCAGCUCGCCUCCAAUCCGAGCUCGAUUGAUUUCGACUCCCACUCGUCGUCAUCGACCGGAGCCGAAAUAGAACGGAAUUAAAAGCUUCGGCCUUUAUAAUGCCCAGACAACAUCUGUUCCAGCGUCCCCCCAAAUUGGAAGCUAGGUUUCCUCGAUCAAAUUCUCCCCAAUUUUGGCGGCGAGGUCGGUUAGUCGAGGCGAACCGCGGGAGAUCGACGGCCGGCGAGGAAGUAGCGGCGCACCACCAGACGCAUGGCGGCGAAGGCAGCUGUGACCGCCGGCGAUGUGUGUGUGCUGAAGCGGUGCCAGCAGCAUGGCGGUCAAGAUCUGAAGGAGAAGAAGGGAACCAAAAGGAAAGCAGAGGAGGCACCAGAAGGCGACGAAUCUCCACUGGAGGUCUGCUCCAUCAGAAGGAAAACAGCCGGGAUCGACUGCUCUGAGUUGGGGCAGGGAGCCACACCGGCGACGGCGGCGGCAGCCAGGCGCGAGGAGGCUCCGGAGAGAAAGAUGACGAGGCUGCCGCAGGAGGAGGUGGAUUCCAUCCUAACCAAGGAGAUGGAUGACGACUCUCUCCCUCCCGAGUACAAGGCCCUGAAGCGCCACAACCCUGCCCUGAUUCCUUCGCCGGAAGAGGAGAUGGACGAGGACGUGGUGAGCUUCUACAACGUCGUGCGCUUUUUCUACGAGAUUGGAGAGGAUUUCAGGGAAUUCCAGGCCUGGGUCCGCACCGAGUACGCCAAGAAUGGCUACGUCGAGGUGGAUGAUGAGUACCUGCGCCAUCAACAGGAGAUGGAAGCAAUGAACGAAGCAGCACGCAAGGAGGCACUCAAAGCCUUCGAUUUUUCAGACUUGCUCGACUUCUGAUUUGGUGCAGCAUCAGCCUGUGAUGAUUGUAGAUGGAGUUCAUUUUCUCCAGUAUUAUCAUCCAACGACUGUAUUAUGCAACCAAUGUAAUAAGAACUCACUUUGUCGAGUAUUCGAUUCUCUUCUUACAAAUCAGAAGGCAAAAGGGUGAGAUUGUUUCAAAUUCAGGAGUUAAGUAGAAACUGAAGCGUAUCAUGUUAAAAGGGAGGCUAAUGACACCGUAUUAUGCGGCCAAAUUAGCUUCUCCGGCUAAUGUUGUAAAGACCUGGAUGUAUCAGGUUCCUGAACCUUUGUAUGACUGUGUUCAGCUUGACA
Messenger RNA from Triticum aestivum (bread wheat), 1227 nucleotides. RefSeq lists its product as uncharacterized. The record is from RefSeq and is a predicted model, not a curated record. Lineage: Eukaryota; Viridiplantae; Streptophyta; Magnoliopsida; Poales; Poaceae. The coding region runs from base 301 to 912 and encodes 203 amino acids. The transcript is spliced from 2 exons.